Molecule: messenger RNA, 903 nt
Organism: Mesocestoides corti
Lineage: Eukaryota; Metazoa; Platyhelminthes; Cestoda; Cyclophyllidea; Mesocestoididae
Source: the annotation of a GenBank genome assembly
AUGUUGUUGAAUGUUCUUGACAAACAGCGACCGAAAACCGUACUAUCGUCGAUCUACCUUUCAAUAGUUGUUAUUUGGAUAUCGGUGACUGUGCUCGGACUUGUUGGGAUCAACGUCGACCUUGAGAAGAAGCAGACCCGAGCUCGUGGGGUUGACACCUGGCUCGCAGAAACUGACCAAUCCAAUCUCUCCUGGUCUUAUGGCCUUGAGGCAUUCGCUCUCCUGUUCACACUGAUUGCGCUUAACAUUCUUGUCUGGUGCGUCUAUCCUAGAAAGGAGAGAGGAGGGAAGCUUUUGAAGGAGGCAUGGAAUUGUCCCACCGAAGAUGACCUUCCAUGUUGCUUUUCACGACGACCGUACCGAGAAAUGGCUGUCCAGGAGGCUUCAACGAUGCGCCGAAGCACUGGAAGUCUUAGAUCACAAAGAGCCAUCGACCACAUCGAAAGACAGCGUCUGCAACAGAUGGAGCAUCAACAACACCAACAGACACAGCGAGUUGAUGUGUCAGAAAACGGGGACGUUUCCUCAGUUGACGUGGUAACCUACGACCCUAGGUCGGCCGACAUUGUGAGUGAACAAGGCCCAUCAUCGUUCGCCACAGACAGACAACCGCUAGCUGGCGAUGCGUACAUAAACGAGACGAUCAUUCCCAAGCACGACCCCCGAAUCUACGUUGAGCCGAGCUUCAACCGUGCCUCAAGUCGCCUAUCCAGUGUGCGCUCAGCCAAUGAGGUAGCGCAGGUGGCUCGGUCUAUGCGGGCGAGUGGCAAACGACUGACUCGGUUUAAAAUCCCCUCGGAACCAGCGACUGAUAAUUCACAGGUAAUUCCGAAAAUUCGCACCAUCUCAAGAAGCGUCGUUAUCAUGUUCCUCUUGAUGGAGACGUCGGAAAUGGUCCUGUGA